Molecule: messenger RNA, 980 nt
Organism: Plectropomus leopardus (leopard coralgrouper)
Lineage: Eukaryota; Metazoa; Chordata; Actinopteri; Perciformes; Serranidae
Source: RefSeq, a predicted model, not a curated record
CGCUCAGUUCGUGUCUCGCCGGCUGUCGGAGUUUGUCUCAGCUGGCAGAGCUACCAGAGACUCAUCAGCUCCUCAGACAGACCUGCAGAGACUUCGCCGACAGAGAACUGGCGCCCAUCGCUGCCAAACUGGACAAAGACCAGUCCUACCCCGCCAAGCAGAUUGAGGAGCUGGGGGCGAUGGGGGUGAUGGCCAUCGAGGUCCCGGAGGAGCUGGGAGGGACGGGGAUGGACUAUCUGGCGUACAGUCUGGCUCUGGAGGAGAUCAGCAGAGGCUGCGCCAGCACCGGCGUGGUGGUGUCUGUGAAUAAUUCUCUCUACAUCGGGCCGAUUCUGAAGAACGGCACAGAGGAGCAGAAGAAGCAGUGGAUCACGCCGUUCACCACCGGAGAGAAGGUGGGCUGCUUCGCCCUCAGCGAGCCGGGUAACGGCAGCGAUGCGGGUGCGGCGUCCACGGUGGCCCGUCAGGAGGGAGACGAGUGGGUGCUGAACGGGACCAAAGCGUGGAUCACCAACAGCUGGGACGCCUCGGCCACCAUCGUGUUCGCCACCACGGACAAGAAACUCAAACACAAGGGCAUCAGCGCCUUCCUGAUCCCGAUGCCACACCCGGGGCUGUCUCUGGGCAAGAAAGAGGACAAGCUGGGCAUCAAAGCCUCGUCCACCGCCAACAUCAUCCUGGAGGACUGCAGGAUACCGCUGGGCAACAUGCUGGGCCCCCGAGGAGCCGGAUUCAAGAUCGCCAUGCAAACCCUGGACAGCGGGCGGAUCGGCAUCGCGGCUCAGGCUCUCGGCAUCGCUCAGGCCUCUCUGGACUGCGCCGCAGACUACGCACACAAACGCACCGCUUUCGGAGCGCCCAUCGGCAAGCUGCCGGCCAUCCAGUUCAAACUGGCCGACAUGGCUGUGGCAAUAGAGAGCGCCCGUCUGCUCACCUGGAAGGCUUCACUUCUUCGAGACUCAAAGAAACCCUUCACCAAG